Messenger RNA from Scylla paramamosain (green mud crab), 1474 nucleotides. RefSeq lists its product as uncharacterized. Bases 96 to 401 code for a protein of 101 amino acids. The transcript has 6 exons. Lineage: Eukaryota; Metazoa; Arthropoda; Malacostraca; Decapoda; Portunidae. The record is from RefSeq and is a predicted model, not a curated record.
GGGCAACCAGUCAGUCAUAUCGUGUGUGCCGCGGAUCUGUGUGUGUACCUACGUUGUGUUGGUUGCUUUGUCUUUAUUAGUGAUAUACGGAGCUUAUGGGCAGCUUUCGAGUGUCGAGGAAGGAGGUGAUACUUCCGCCGCAGGAGACCCGUUUCACUGCUGCAGCUUCCCGGCGACGCUGCAGAUCAGAAUGCGCGCCUUGCUGGACUCGGCGGACCCUGAGAGAAAGGAGGAGAAGAAACGCAGUGAAAGGAAGGUGCGCGAGGCCGUGCGAGGGCGCCCCAUCUAGCCAGGUCCCAUCAGUCUGCAGUGACCCGGUCGUCGUCCGUUCACCGCCAGCAGUUCGCCACUCGCCCCCCGCAGCCUGGCGUUACACCUGUACAUGGACACCGCGGCACUGAGAUUCACCCAGCUGCAUAUUCCGCUAUGUAUUCUGGUCAGGCUAGCGAGGUCCUCGAGAAGCACUGUUGCCACUCAAGAUGUUGCCACGGUGAGGCGGCUGUAGCCUUGCCUGGUGCGCUUCUCCCAACCACGUAUCUAGGUUCGAAUCCUCUCCAUGACGACUUGACACACGACCGACUCGAAUGCGUAUGCACCCUCCAGUGAUUGCGUACGAUGCGUGACAUUAAAGGCAACACCCAGUGGAGGUAUAACGUGGAUGAUGAUACGGUAGCUGUGUGGCUUUGGAUAAAUGGGUGAGUAAGCCGCCACCCACUCAGAAAGCAAGAAAAACGGUCGGGAUGAGAGUCGUGGUUAAGCGACACAUCACAUACGCCGCCCACACACAGCUCAGCCCUCGCCACUCGAGCAUCAGGGUGAUAUGUGAGGUAAAGCGCUUAAAAUGCUCGUGUAAUAACCAAACGCUAAAAAUAAAUGUGUAAUAACUGCGCUUGCAGAACACAUGUGAAGGAACCAGCCAGCCAACCUGCACACACACACACACACACACACACACACACACACACACACACACACACACCUGCAUUCAUUACACUAGAGCAUCGUCGGAUUCAUUUUCACAUCUCAGGCUCCCUCAAGGUCACGGGAGUCGAAGUCAGACACCAGCAGCUGAGUCAACAUUUGUAGAAUUUUUCGAGUCCACCACGUAGGAGGCACAGCGGUCGAGGCGCACUGGGCGAGGCCCCUGGCGCGCCCCGCAGUUCGCAGCGGUCAGUGGCCCAGAAGCCUCACACUACGGACCCUCCUGGUUAUAAAUAAUGUCUUAAGAGGACUCAGAGUUGCAGGGUUCUUAACGUGGUCUUCUUGCUGCGGGUGUUUACUUCGUACCAGGCUGAGCUGUGAGGCAACAGGUUGUGUACGUUCACCUCAAGAUUCACUUUUUUUUUUAUCCUUGCUUGUGACCUCGCUCCCUGAUUGUCCUCCUUUGUCUGUCCUCUCCUAUCGCGCUGAUGCUGGAAGGUGCAGGGUUCAUUUUGUUGCGAUUUGUUUUAGUCUAAUACAUUAUGUGAUGUUA